Messenger RNA from Entrophospora candida, 2160 nucleotides. The record is from the annotation of a GenBank genome assembly. Lineage: Eukaryota; Fungi; Glomeromycota; Glomeromycetes; Entrophosporales; Entrophosporaceae.
AUGUUCAUUCACAGAUGUCGAUUCGUUGAUUACGUACCCGCAACCAUCAAUUCCCUGGCUUUUACUUCGCCUUCUUUACCAAAGUUGCUUCUUGCUUGUGGCCGAGCUAAUGGCGAUAUUGAAAUAUGGGAGCCAAAAGAACGUUGGAAUUUACAAAAAACGAUUCCAGGUAUGGUUAAUACCACUGUAGAAACUCUUGUUUGGAUAAAUCGUAAAUCAUCCUCUUCUAAUCAAUCACCUAGACUUUUUUCCGGAAGUUUAAAUGGAUUAAUAAUAGAAUGGGAUUUAAUAAAGUUGAAAAUGAAGAAAUCAGCAGAUUCAUUAGGAGGUGCUGUAUGGUGUAUGAAACCAAAUUAUGCAAAUACAAUGUUGGCGAUAGGAUGUGAAGAUGGCAGCAUAAGGAUUUUUGGUAUAUCUGAUGAUGAUGAGGAAGAAGACUUAAGAUUGAUUAAGGUUUUUACCAGAAUAAAUGCUAAAGUUAUUUCACUAGAUUGGGGUUAUGAUGAUAAAUAUCUUGUAAGCGGAUCAUCAGAUGGUAUAAUAUCUAAAUGGGAUGUUGAUAAAGGUAGAUGUGAUCAAAGGAUGACUGCAGAAACUUCAAAAGGAUCCGAGACAAUUAUUUGGGCAGUCAAAAUACUCAAAGAUGAGAUAAUCGUUAGUGGUGAUUCACUUGGAAAUGUGCAAUUUUGGGAUGGAAAGAUGGGUACAAUGUUACAAACAUUUAAAAUUCACGAAGCUGAUGUACUCUGUCUUGAAACAAAUCGUUCAGGGACAGAGGUUUUUUCAAGCGGCGUAGAUCGUAAAUGUUGUUUAUUUCGUUAUGUUGAUCUAUCAUUGGAGUCAACUUCUGAUGAUGCAGAUCUUGAUUCGAUUAUGAGUUUGGAUGAUUCAACAAAUAUUAAUCACAUUAAGAAUCUAACUGAACAAUGGGUUUCUGUUGGAUAUCGUCGUCAACAUUCUCAUAAUGUUGGAGCACUUGCUUAUUUUGAAGAUCAAGAUUUUCAAGUCUUGGUAUCUGGGAGUGUAGAUACGACAUUAUCAGUAUCUCCAAGAGCCGAUUUUCCUCAUAAUAAAUUUCGCCAUUUACCAUUCACUCCCCAAAAACCUUUAAUAUGUUUAUCAAAGUCAAAACAGUUGUUGAUGUUUCGUUCUGACAAUAGUAUAAAGUUAUGGAAAUUGGGAAAAGCAAUUAGUCAGGAAAAUUCUUCUUAUGAAAAAAUACCAAAGUUAUAUAUACAAGAACCUCAACAAGCCGUUUUAGAAAUGACUCUUAAAUGUGAUAGUAAUCUUUGUGCAAGUGCAAUUUCUCAAGAUGGCGAAUGGAUUGCAGUUUCUGAUAUAACACGUGUGAAGUUAUUUAGAGUUGUUGAUGAUAAAAUGAAUGAUUCAGGAGGACUGGUUGUUCGUAAAAUAAAUUUUCCAAAAAUUGAUCAAGAAUAUAUUGGAGCUCAUCACCUUUUAUUUACUCCUGAUAAUAGAAAAUUGAUAGUGGUAUUGAAUGACUGCCGGAUAAUUAUUUUUGGAUUAGAUAUUUCAAGACGUAAUAACAAAAUAGAAAUCUUAACACAAUUUAAGCAAAUCCAAAACGAGCAAGAAAAAGGUUCGAUAACUUCAAUUGCUAUUAGUAAUGAUAGUUUAUGGUUGGCAUGUGGCGAUGAGUUGAAUAGAAUACGAAUUUUUAAUUUGGAAAAACUAAAAUAUCAUUCAACACUUCCAAUAUUUUCAUCAAAACAUACAUCUUUAACUUUUGAUCCAUUUGAAUCAAUCCUGGUUAUCACAUUAACAAACAACAUAUUUUAUCUUUGGAAUAUAAUUGACCACGAAUUAACAAAUUGGUCACGACAAUACUCGAACUGUUUACCUGACAAGUUUCUUUGCCUUCAGGAUAAGAUAAUCGGUUGCACUUUCAAUCCUACUAAUAAUAAAAUCAUGAUUUUAUGGACAAGCAGAUAUUUUUGUUUUAUUGAUUUCAGUAAAAAGGUCAAAUCUAAGUUGAAUUUGUUUUAUUGUCACGCCAACAUACAAUUAGUGACUAGAUACAAACAAAUCAUGUAUCUUGAUUUUAUUUCACCUGAUUCUUUAGUAAUUGUGGAAAAAACACUGGUUGAUAUUCUAGAACAAUUACCGCCUGCUUUCUAUGUUUCAAAAUAUGGCACAUAA